GCCCGGACGGGCCCCGGGGGUGUCGGCGUGUGCGCAUGCUCCGUGCGCAGGGUCGUGCUCUGGGCGGCGGAGUCUGGCCGCCAGUGCUCCAGUUCUCCGCGCGCCUCCGGGACGGUGGCGGCGGUCGGCGUGUCAGCUUGGUGACGGCGUGAGGCAGCGCCGGGCCGGCGGGCGGGGGCCCUGUGGGAGAGGCAGGGUCGACCGCAGAGUUCCUUUGAGGUCACAUGGAUAUGAAAUAUGGAGUCACCUUUGACAGCUUCGCCGCAGAAAGAGAGAGCCUACUUUCUUAUGGAAAGACCGUGACGAAAACAAGCAGCCAAAGGAAUCAGGCCAGACGGCCACAAGACAAAUGGCUUGUGCUCUAAAGAAAAGGAUUUAUUCACCGACAUUACUUUUAGCACUUUAAAAAAAAUCUUUUUUGUUGUAAGCUAUACAAAUCUCUUUUAAAAUUCAACACGUAAAAAUCCUUAAGGCCAUGUUUCAAGUAGCCUUCUUCUGUAGUUUUCCAAACUUGAUGUUUCUGUACCCUGUUCUCACCCGACAAAGCCCUCAACGUGAACAGCUUCAGGAAAGAUAUGGACUUGGAAGCUUAUGCUCUUGCGACAAACUGCGGUGAGGUUCCGGGGGCAGCUCGAGGCAUCGCUUGCUCUGUCGGAAGCAGCGCGGCAGCCUAGAGCUGCGCCCAUGCGGACGCAGCGGCAUGGCGUGGGUGAGGUUCCUGCGGAAGCCGGGCGGCAACCUGGGCCGGGCGUUCCAGCCCGGGAGUGUGCUGUCGCUGGCGCCCACCAAGGGCCUGCUGAACGAGCCAGGGCAGAAUAGCUGCUUCCUCAACAGUGCCGUGCAGGUCUUAUGGCAGCUGGACAUAUUCCGAAGGAGCCUGCGGGUGCUGAGCGGACACGUCUGCCAGGGGGAGGCCUGCAUAUUCUGUGCGCUGAAGACGAUGUUCGCCCAGUUUCAACACAGCCGGGAAAAGGCCCUGCCAUCGGACAACGUGCGGCGCGCCCUGGCCGAGAGCUUCAGGGACGAGCGCAGGUUCCAGCUGGGCCUCAUGGACGACGCGGCCGAGUGCUUUGAGAACAUCCUGGAGAGGAUCCACUUCCACAUCGUGCCAGGCCAGGACGCAGACAUGUGCACCUCCAAGUGCUGCAUCGCCCACCAGAAGUUCGCCAUGACUCUGUACGAGCAGUGUGUGUGUCGCAGCUGCGGAGCUUCCUCGGACCCUCUGCCCUUCACAGAGUUUGUGCGGUACAUUUCAACAACAGCCCUGUGCAAUGAAGUGGAGCGGACGCUGGGAAGGCACGAGCGCCGCAGGCCCGAGACGUUCGCCGAGGUGCUGCAGGCGGCCAGCACGGCCGACGACUACCGCAAGUGCCCCAGUAACUGUGGCCAAAAAAUAAAAAUUCGCCGUGUUUUAAUGAACUGCCCAGAGAUUGUUACCAUUGGUUUAGUCUGGGAUUCUGAGCACUCUGACCUGACUGAAGACGUUGUUCGGAAUCUGGCAACACAUCUUUAUCUUCCUGGGCUUUUUUAUAGGGUCACUGAUGAAAAUGCCAAAAAUAGUGAACUCGACCUUGUUGGCAUGAUCUGCUACACCAGCCGACACUAUUGUGCCUUCGCCUUUCAUACCAAGAGUUCCAAGUGGGUAUUUUUUGACGACGCAAAUGUGAAAGAGGUUGGCGCCCGGUGGAAGGACGUGGUCUCCAAGUGCCUCCGCUGCCAUUUCCAGCCGCUGCUCCUGUUCUACGCAGACCCCGAGGGCACGGCCGUCUCCACGGAGGACGCUCCCCGGCAGGUCGUCAGCUGGUCCCCUCCCAGAUCCGUCGCAGAAAACAUGGGAUGUGAAAAGCCCUCAAUUUAUAAGUCAGAUAAUACAAAAGAAAAUGGAUUUGGUGACCAGGCCAAACAGAGAGAAAAUCAGAAAUUUCAAACAGAUAAUAUUUCAUCACUUAGUCGGAGCCACACUCAAACCAGUGGUGGCAGAGGACCAGUUAAGUUAAGUUACAGUGAUCAGAGGGAAAAAAUAAAAGACAUUUCCCGGGAAUGUGCUCUGAAGGCCUUGGAACAGAGGAACUUACUUUCCUUACAAAAAAAAGAUCUGGGGCGACCGAGAGAUCCGCUCGACGACGGCCUGCCGCCCUUCAAGCCCGGGUCGCCUCCAGCCCCAGGUGGUGUCGGGCCGUCGGGCAGCGCACACCCGCCCCCGCGGCCCGGGAAGGGGCCGUGCCAGCCCGCCCCGCCGAGUCGUGCUUCCGUGCAGCCGUCGGGCUCGGGGAAGCGGCCGACUCCGGCCGCGGGGCAGAAGGUGGCCAGCACAGCCCGGAGCGAGGGUGUCACCGGAUACGACACCGACAGCAGCCAGGACGCCCGGGAGAAAGGGAGCAGCUGUAAUGGCAGCAGCCGGAGCCGGAGCCGAGGCUGGAAGCCUCUGAGAGAGACGCUAAAUGUCGACAGCGUCUUUAGCAAAAGCGACAGAAGGCAGCACAGUCCGAGACACAAAUCCGGUGCCAGCCACAGACCUGCAGGCAGCAAGGAGCAGAACUUCCCCGACCAGCCGAACGGGGACCCGAAGCAGAGAUGCCUCACGACCAUCUACGAAGACAGCCGGAAGCAGGAGGCCGGUGGCAGGGGCUCCCCGGAGGGCGUCGGGCGGGGCGCGGAGGGCAGGGCCAGCCUCCGAGCAGUGGGGGCGCCCGGCGACGCCUGGCAGGCACAGAGGGCCGAGUCCGGCUACGAGAGCAGCGACCACGUCAGCAACGGGUCUGCCAACCCGGACUCUCCCGUCACCGACGGCAGCGGCAGCAGCAGCGGCCCGGAGCCCAGCGGCCCGGGUGACGUGGCUUCCCGCAGUGACCAGAUUCAGACAAGCAACCGAAACACAGACCAUGUGAACUUGGCCCCGCAACAGAGUAAAAACCACUUAGAAGGUAAAGUUUCACGUUUUAGAAAAGAAUUCAAGAAUUUGGAGGUAGGCUGUAAAUCUCAGGAGUUCUACCCAGAAUCACAUCUACAGAUAAAAAAUCCUUUGGGGAAAAGGUCGCCGGUGCCCGACGCCAGCGGAAAGCGACCCCCUUGGUCCAGCCCGCAGGCCCGCAAGGCCCGCGCGGCCAGCGAGCUCGCCCCGCGUCCCGAGGAGCCGCAGCUGGACAGCGAUGGCAUGUGGCUGAGCGCAGGGGACGCCGAGGGGGCAGCCUCCCUCCUUCCCACGGAGGGCCGGCCCGCUGCCGGGAGGAGAAGGGGCGACGCCUCGGCCCCGCCCGGGAGCACCGCUGCCGCGCCCCCGGGGAACACUGCGCCCCUGUGUCCCGCGGAGGGCUCCGUCUGUGGGGAUCACGGGCUCCGGGCUGCCCUGAUGCCAAAGCCCCUCUGCCAGAACCCACCGCCCCCUCUGCCACCAAAAAAGGGCGCCCUGCCCUGCGCGCCGCCAUUGGAGAAGGACGAGAGCAGGCUGCCCGAGGCGCCCAGAGCCCGAUCCUCAGGCGCCCCACAGCCGGGCGCGGCCUCGGCCUCCGAGCCGGGCUCCGAAGCGAGGACGUGUGCGAGGGACGGCAGGCUCGCGGGGCCCUUUCCCGCCGGAGCCCCCUUGGGCGCCGCGCCGGGCCCCCCAGGAGUGGACGCCAGCCCCCCCUGCGCGAGCGAGCCGGUGUCGCUGACCACCUAUUUCUCCGUGGACAGCUGCAUGACGGAUACGUACCGACUAAAGUACCAUCAGCGGCCCAAGCUCUGGCUUCCGGAGCGCGCGGACUCCUGCCGUGAGUCCGCAGCAUCACCAGGCGAAGGCGGCCCGGGAGCGGCGCCGUCUGUGGAGCCGAGAGGCAAACCCGGGCCGCCCUGCAGCCGGUGACCGGGGGCGGCGCUCUCACGGUCCUUCGGGCGGCGUGGACGGACCAAGCCCAACGGAAAAGGCAGCGCGCAGCCUGGCAUUUUACAGCUGCUGCGCCCUUUAACGCGCUUUCUGUUUUUAUUUUGUGACAGCCGAUUUACUGGCUGUUUUAGAAGCCCCUUCGAAUUGUCUUGGGAUGCCUCGAAAAAGAGAAAGCCAGCGGUGUGCCUACUCACUUGCUUCGCGCUGAAGUUGAAUAAAAAUGGAAGUUGUCCCUUUAUUUUGUGGUUCAUAGCCCCCAAGGGAGUAAACGAACCUGUCCUCGCGCAUGUGGAUCGGUAGACCGCUGGCUGGGAUGCGCCCGGGGCGGCGUGGCCUGUGCAGCUGGAGCAGGACCCGUGAGGAGGUGGCACUGGCGCCCUGCGCCCCGACUGCCGAGAGGGCGCCGCCCCAUCCAUGUGUCUUAGAGAACACCACCCCGUGGACCUGAUAACAUUUGCCGGGGGGAAAGCCUUAAUGAUAAAGACAUUUUAAAAUUCCCUUCUCAAGGUCUGAACAGAAGAGACUUCAUUUUGCUCCUAGGACUUUCAUGCCUGGUGAACCAAAAUUAGGCCUUGACUGUUGCGUGUGUCCACAGAUGUUGCUUCAGCCAGGUAAGCUAAAACAGUUCAAGUGCUUCAGUCUAUGUAUUUGCCGUGUUACAUUUUUCUAAUUUCGUGUGAACUGUGAAAGGUUUUCAUUUUGGCCCGGGUGACUCGGGGCUGCCACCUGGUGUUGGGAACGGCCCAGGCUCCGGGAGCCGCGCUGCACCCGCGCGCCUCGCCCCCGCCGGUGCGGGCCUGCAGGGUGUCGCCGGCGCCUGGGUUCCGGGGCCUGAGUCUGAAAACCUUUCUGAGUUUCCAGAUAAAAUCUCUGCCUUUCAUGAGAGGGUCUAGUUUUAAUGAAACGUCACUUUACCCUCACCGUCAUGGAGAGGGCCUUACUUUUAAAUAAAAUAAAGGGAUUUCCCGUUAUGACGAUGACCUGACAAGGAUGAAAAUGUUACUUUAAUUGCCUAUUUCAUUAGUUGUCAUUUUAUUUUGUACUAAGCUGGUAAACUAAUUGUGGCUUAGACUAGUCUUGUAUUGUCCACUCCAGAGAAUUAAGAAUUCAAAUUUCCCUUACAUUUGUCAAUGGAUAAAGUUUAUAGAUACAAUGUGAUAAUUCUAUAAACAAAUUACUAAGUUUAAUGUUUUGGCCAGUUCCGUAAAUCACUAAAAUAUUCCAAAAUUUAAACAAUUAAACAUACUCUAGACUGUUGGAAAGGAAGUGCUUAUAAAAGUCUAACCCGACGCGGUCCCCACGCCCUGGCCAGCUGUCCUGCCGCCAGGAGAAGCCCCUCGUGGCCUUUUCUAGCUGUAGCCGUCAGUGUCGCCUUCUCUGAGUUUAGAAAUACUUGAAUAUCAACUGAAUUAAAUUUAAUCUCUUAGAAAGCUUAUUUUUUAACAUAACUUUUAGUAUGGAACAUUUGUAAAAACUGUAAACUUUGUAAAACUGUAUUUGAAAUGUCAGUGUAUAUAAAUAUUGCUUUUAUAACAUUGUAAAAUACUAGAAAACGGGCUUCCUUCAAGUAUUUUAUUUUUAAUAGCUUUCAAAAACUUUGUGUAGGUUUUUUGUUGUUGUUUGGUCAAGCUGUCCAGUUCAAAUCUAUUAUUUGAAAUGGUUCAACUAAUUUCUGGUAUUUAACAGCAAUAUCCUAGAUUUGUAUCUUCAGCUCGCAGCUGAGUUGCAGACAUCAACUAGACAUGUCCUAUCCGGGCUCUUUUGAAAGCGCCGUCCGGGUGAGGCUCCUGCAUCCUGUCAGUGCUGACAGACUGGAAACCGGCCGUUUGUUGGUAUUUCACCUCCACACUCCAGAUAGAGUUUGAAUGCAUUAUUUAGUAACUAAUAAUUCAUAUGUAAAAUUUUUAUUUUUAGGGCGCCUAUUUAUUUUUAUAGGUGUUUUCUUCUGGUUACAAGUUUAUUAUAACUUUUGAAAUAAUGCAACCAAUUGUAAUGUUCAAAAUAUUUGUACUUGUCUUCCAAAUAUUCUAUUUUCAUGUGAAAUCAGUUUCUCUGGUUCCAGCUUUUUUUGAUAAACUGAUCUUUAAGUUGAUACGGUUGGACUUCUCUUGGCAUCCACGACCUGUGGCUUCCUCCCCCCACCACGCCGCCCCCUGCUGUGUGGAUUACGAAUUUUAAGAUAAACGU
Pteronotus mesoamericanus is the source of this 6049-nucleotide messenger RNA. RefSeq names its product ubiquitin specific peptidase 53 (gene USP53). Lineage: Eukaryota; Metazoa; Chordata; Mammalia; Chiroptera; Mormoopidae. The record is from RefSeq and is a predicted model, not a curated record. Gene Ontology annotation, cellular component: cell-cell junction. Gene Ontology annotation, biological process: protein deubiquitination; sensory perception of sound; response to auditory stimulus. Bases 701 to 3841 code for a protein of 1046 amino acids. Gene Ontology annotation, molecular function: cysteine-type deubiquitinase activity. The transcript is spliced from 16 exons.